AGCAGCCAGCGCGCUCCGCUCCGCUCCCUCUGUGGGCGGUGUUUCAAACGAGCGGAUUCGCGAGGAACGUGGGAGCUGUCAUUGCUGUAAGACACAUUUGCGGAGACCAGCAUCACCGUUGACAGCAAUUACAAGUGCUGGGAUUACGUUCAUUUAAACGAUCACUUCUUGAUAGGUGCCUUCAUAACAUGCUGCUCCACAUAUAAUCAAAUGAAAUUUUCUUUAGAUUCGCCAGAUCUGAAGGGGAAUUUUGGACAGACACAAGCUGAUCAUGAAGUGGGAUAUUUUACUCCUCUCUUGUGUUUUAGAGAAAAAUACCGGAUGCAUCCGUUGAACGAAGGUAUUUUACGCUGGAUUAACAAAGGACAGUAUUUUUGAUACUUACUCUCCGCGCAAAAACACUGAUUUAUUGCCGUUUUGGGGAAACAAAGAUGUUCUUGUGAAUUCACAGGCGAAACAUCGUGUCAUUCGUUUAGCCUGGUGUCUCAAUUGCAAAAUGCUGUGGUGCUGAUGAGAGACUGUUCCUCGAUAACAGUUUUUUUCAUCAACCCAGAAUGACAAACAAAUAGCUCUCCGCUUAAGCGAUGGAAACACUGUGAGGUUUCUUACUGAACUUGAGAAGCAGCAACAGCGACUGCAACAGUCUCGACACCACAGAAAUCAGCACAUAAUAAUGGUAUGGGCUUCUGAAGUCGAUUGGAGCAUGGAGUCCGCACACCAGGCAGGCUAGGAGGUUUUACGAGACACGCUAAGAACCUGUUUUGACCCCCCAUCCUGAAAUGAGGCAAAAUGUUGAUGUGUGACAGAGGAGUCCAAAUGCUCAUCACCACAGUGGGCGCGUUCGCCGCGUUCAGCCUGAUGACUAUCGCUGUGGGAACGGACUACUGGCUGUACUCAAGAGGAGUGUGCCGGGUCAAAAGUAAUAACGAGAACGAGACGAGCAGGAAGAAUGAGGAAGUCAUGACCCACUCCGGACUGUGGAGAACCUGCUGUCUAGAAGGAACAUUUCGAGGUGUCUGUAAGAAGAUUGACCACUUUCCGGAGGAUGCAGAUUAUGAGCAGGAUGCAGCAGAAUAUUUACUACGAGCAGUGAGAGCAUCCAGCAUCUUCCCCAUCAUGAGCGUUGGGCUUCUGUUCAUGGGAGGUUUGUGUGUGGCUGCCAGUGAGUUUUACAGGAGCAGACACAAUGUCAUCCUCAGUGCUGGAAUCUUCUUUGUCUCUGCUGGCCUAAGUAACAUCAUCGGCAUUAUCGUGUACAUAUCCGCCAAUUCGGGCGACCCCGGCCAGAGUGACUCGAAGAAGAGCUACUCAUACGGCUGGUCCUUCUACUUCGGCGCGCUCUCCUUCAUAAUGGCCGAGAUGGUGGGCGUGCUCGCCGUGCACAUGUUCAUCGAGAAACACAGGAAGCUGCGUGCCAAGUCCCGCACCGAGCUGAUCAAGAAGUCGGCCUUCAGUCGCAUCCCCAGCUACCGCUACCGAUUCCGCCGGCGCUCUAGCUGCCGCUCCAGCGAGCCUGCCUCGCGUGAUGCUUCGCCCAUGGGCAAGAGCGGGUACACGGGCCCCGCUGCGGCAGACAUCUCCAUGUACACCCUGUCCAGGGAUCCCUCCAAGGCGGCAAUGGGUGCCUUGCUCAACUCUGAGAGGGAGUUUUUGCAGGCUCACAACUCCAACGCUAAGGACUUCAAAGAUGCGGCCAACAGGAGGACCACUCCAGUCUGAGAAAGUUUAAGCACAGAGGAAGUGCCACGGCCAAGACGUUACAACCACAGACUUGAGCUGGACCCCAGCAGGAAGAAGAAGAAUUCACUCGAGGCCUGCAGGGCUAUAACCCUCUUUCUAUAACAUUAUAUAUAAAUAUAGAUGGUAAUUGUUAGAUCAUUGGUGCUUCCUUUUAAUCCUCAUUUUUCAGUCACUGUUUCUGUCGUUUCACCUGACUCACACAUCCCUCCCCCUAAGGGCUACUCGAGUAGAAUGCUAGUCCUCUCCUCAAUGUCAUUUGUUCUGCGACUGGAGUUCCUGAAGUGGUAGCCCAGCGAAACUGUGAAGCCCUCUGAGGGGGAGGAUUGUAUCGCUUCUGACAGACGAACCGAAAGGCUGUCCCGAUACUCGCCUUAUGCACAGCUCAGUAGCCCAUAGCUGGUGAGUGCUGCCUCACACUCACAAGAUUGUAUACAUUGUUGGUUUCUCUCCUGGGUCGGAAAUUGAGCCCACAACUAGUGCCACUGUCUCAUGCUGAUCACCCCCCACUCAUCCCACCUACACGCUGCCCACAAGCUGCUUGGCCAGGCUCUGCAUGCCAUCCACACAGUUCUGUUAUUUAUUUAUUUAUUUUAUGUUUACUCCCAUUAUUUCCAUUGCAAAAACCCCUGCAUAAACUUUUAUAACAGGGUUAAAAUGCUUGUUAUUAAAUAUGAUCUUUUAGCCCACCAGAGUUUUUUGGUAUUACAUUGUUUUCAUUGAAAUUUUAAUGAUUUACAAUUUUCUGUGAAAUACAAUGAGAAAUCCUUGAUAAGAGGUUUACUGGAGGCCCUUGUGCUUAUUAAUAUGUAUAUUGUGGUCAUUAUUAUACCAUAGAGUUUUUUUUUUUUUUUUUUUUCACCUGUUAGCGAAAGAAAAGCAGUUGGCUGCCAAAUGUAGAUUUCUUAAUUGUCUAUAGUUCAAAUAUUUUUGGAGAAAAUAUUGUUCAUACAUUUACCAAAAGCUGUGCAUCAAGAGUUUAUAAAAAUCAGAAUGUUAUGAAAUCAAAUGGAACUGCCCUGAGUACUUGGACCAUUCACAUAUCACGAAUAGACAAGCCUCUAAAGGGGCUGAUGGUAUUUUCAGGUUCAAGUCUAUACACAAUAACAAAACAACAACAAACGCUAUGCUUAUGAACAUGCAUACAACACUUCUUUGAAAAUAUAUACUGCUCAUUCUAUCUACAUGCUACAUCAAUGCUAUACUGAACUUAACUACAAAAUAUAAAUGUAUACUGUAAUUUAGCUGCUUAGUUAAUGUUAUCAAUAUCAUACUGAUGAAUAUAAACUCCAAGGGCUUUUGGUUUUCAAAUAACAAGCAUACAAGGGCUUUAAAGAAGUUCAGCCAACAGAGAAAACAACAGAUCUGCCCUUAAAAAUAGUUACAUUGAAAAAAAAAGAAAAAUUCUUUACCAUGUAUGCAAAACACAUCCAGAUGUAAUGAUAUAAUGUAUACAGUAAGUUUUCCUUCGCAUCUGUCGCAAUUAUUAAUCCCCUUGUCAGUUAGGUAGACACGGAAGUAGAUCCUGAAGCAUCUAUAAUAAUGUAGUUUUUCCAGAAAUUCACCUCAUUUCAGAACACCCAAGAGCUGACAUGCAUGUACUUUAGCCUCCAGAUUCAUGCAAGCCAGUCAUUCAUCUCCAGUUUUAUUUCAUUCAGCUUACCGAAGUCAUGCUAGCGAUCUGCCGCCUCACUGGGAAUAUUACUGUAAAUGUUGCCUUUUAUUUGGAUCCACUUUAUGUUGUGAAAUUGUGCUGUUCUGGGUCCAAAACUAAGUGUUUCAUAUUUGAAGGAGUCCACCGGAGUGCAUUGGGCACAGCUGAACAGUUUAACCCUUCAAGUCUCUCUCAGAGCACCUAGUGCCUGUCUCUUCUGCCUACUCCGAGCACCCGUCGCUGGGUCUCUCACUUUCGCUCGCUUGCUCCUUCAUCUCCAUCACAGCCUCGCAUCAGCUCCUCUUACCAGGACUGUUAUUGCUCAGCCAAUCACAUCCAUAGAUUCUUAGGCCCUGUCACUCACCACUUAGGCCUGCAACAUUGUGUAUGUGACCUCUCAAUGAAAACAGCAGUCUCAGCUUGAAACAUGCUGUAGAAAAAAGCACACCUUUUAAAUACAGUAGUUUACAUCAAUAAAGAUAAUAGUCGGAGAGAUAUUUAAAGAUUUAGAAAAAUAAAGUCAGUUUUAAGAAUGCCAACAAUGCACUCUUUGUCUUCUUCACAAAAUGUGUGCAAACUGACCUUCAAAUUUGAAAUAAUGAGGAAACGAGAGCAUUGAUGUAUCAUAACUACAGUGUUUUGGUUCAGAAUCAGGGAUGGAAGAAUAUUAAUGUCAACAUGAAAUCAAAAUUGACCCAAUUUACUUUCUUAAUGCACAUUCCAAGUCGGUGCACAUUAUUCCAAAGAAAUUAAUAAAAGCAAACUAUUUGAUUUUCCUUUUCACCUGAUAUCAACAGGUCUCCAGA
Onychostoma macrolepis is the source of this 4197-nucleotide messenger RNA. RefSeq names its product calcium channel, voltage-dependent, gamma subunit 3b (gene cacng3b). The transcript has 4 exons. Bases 790 to 1719 code for a protein of 309 amino acids. The record is from RefSeq and is a predicted model, not a curated record. Lineage: Eukaryota; Metazoa; Chordata; Actinopteri; Cypriniformes; Cyprinidae. Gene Ontology annotation, biological process: postsynaptic neurotransmitter receptor diffusion trapping; calcium ion transport; transmission of nerve impulse. Gene Ontology annotation, molecular function: voltage-gated calcium channel activity; channel regulator activity. Gene Ontology annotation, cellular component: AMPA glutamate receptor complex; postsynaptic density membrane.